Messenger RNA from Rhineura floridana, 3942 nucleotides. RefSeq names its product RasGEF domain family member 1B (gene RASGEF1B). The coding region runs from base 557 to 1975 and encodes 472 amino acids. The record is from RefSeq and is a predicted model, not a curated record. The transcript has 14 exons. NCBI's taxonomy places the organism in Eukaryota, Metazoa, Chordata, Lepidosauria, Squamata, Rhineuridae. Gene Ontology annotation, molecular function: guanyl-nucleotide exchange factor activity. Gene Ontology annotation, cellular component: plasma membrane. Gene Ontology annotation, biological process: Ras protein signal transduction; positive regulation of GTPase activity.
ACCUGGAAGAAGCGGGCGUGGGUACCCUACUAAGGCAGCCACCGCCGCCGAGCGACGGAUCAGUUUAGCAACUGAGGAAGGGCGGGCUAGUUGUUCCGUCUGUGCUACUUGGCUGCUAGCUUUAGAUUAAUAUUUAUUAUAGAACUAUGAUUUAAGCAAAUAAAAUAAAUAAAGGAGGGAGUGUUGGAAGGUUUCACGGAGGUGCCUUGAACAAGCCACAGCCCCAGUGCGUGGUGCUGAUUGGACUCUGGCGAGGAGAGCCGCGCGAAGAGGCUGGAUCUUGUGCAGAGCCGCGCGUGGGUCGGCAGGUUUCUCCCUAGAGGGACGAGAAGGGGAGGGAGGGGAUCCGAGUUCCCUUUCCUCUUCAAGCACCCGGGAGGUUGGUGUGGCGCUGGCCGGAAAGAGGAGUUUCUAUCUCCAGUGGAAAUUCCCGGCCAAGAGGCUGGUUGGCUUGGGACGAUUUGCCCAAAGGUGGAAAAGGGGCGAACUUGUACCCUAUCCAGCGAUUCUGUUUCUUUGAGCCAGGUAAAAGACGCGCGUGUGUGUGAACGAAAACAUGCCGCAGACUCCUCCCUUUGCAGCUAUGUUUGACAGCAGUGGUUACAAUCGAAACCUGUAUCAAUCGAAAGAGGACAGCUGUGGAGGACUCUAUUACCAUGACAACAACUUGCUGUCGGGAUCCUUGGAAGCCCUCAUCCAGCACUUGGUGCCCACUGUUGAUUACUACCCUGAUAGAACAUACAUCUUUACCUUCCUGCUCAGCUCACGCCUCUUUGUCCACCCUUACGAGUUGAUGGCAAAAGUGUGCCAUUUGUGUACUGAGCAGCAGAGGCUGGAUGAACCCGUGGCUGAUAAAAGCCAGUUACGAAAAAUUGCCCCCAAAAUUCUGCAGUUGUUAACAGAGUGGACCGAGACGUUUCCGUACGAUUUUCGAGAUGAGCGAAUGAUGAGGAAUUUAAAGGAGCUGGCCCAUCGAAUUGCUAGUGGGGAUGAGAUGUACCGGAAAAAUGUACAGCAGAUCAUCCAGAGUCUCAUUCGUAAGCUGACCUCUCUUAGCCAGUACGAGGAAGUGCUUGCAAAAAUCAAUGCAACCUCGACAGACAGACUGACAGUCCUGAAGACCAAACCCCAGGCCAUCCAGAGGGAUAUCAUCACAGUCUGCAGCGACCCCUACAUGUUAGCCCAGCAGCUGACUCACAUAGAGCUAGAGAGGCUCAAUUACAUUGGACCACAAGAAUUCGUCCAAGCGUUUGUACAAAAAGACCCACUGGAUAAUGACAAGAGCUGCUACGGUGAUCGCACGAAGACUCGGAACUUGGAAGCGUACGUGGAAUGGUUCAACAGGCUCAGCUACUUGGUUGCCACAGAAAUAUGCAUGCCAGUGAAGAAAAAACACAGAGCGAGAAUGAUUGAGUACUUUAUCGAUGUGGCUCGGGAGUGCUUUAACAUUGGCAACUUCAACUCGUUAAUGGCCAUCAUUUCUGGAAUGAACAUGAGCCCUGUUUCCAGACUAAAGAAAACCUGGUCAAAGGUCAAGACAGCCAAGUUUGACAUUCUGGAGCAUCAAAUGGAUCCUUCCAGCAAUUUCUACAAUUACCGCACAGCUCUGCGUGGAGCAGCUCAGAGGUCUUUGACAGCACACAGCAACAGGGAGAAGAUUGUCAUCCCUUUCUUCAGCCUGCUCAUCAAGGACAUUUACUUCCUCAACGAGGGCUGUGCCAACCGCUUACCCAACGGCCAUGUCAAUUUCGAAAAAUUUUGGGAACUGGCUAAACAAGUGAGUGAGUUUAUGACGUGGAAACAAGUGGAGUGCCCUUUUGAAAGGGACCGGAAAAUCCUUCAGUAUCUGCUCACUGUUCCAGUCUUCAGUGAGGAUGCACUUUACUUGGCUUCCUAUGAGAGCGAAGGCCCCGAGAACCACAUUGAAAAAGACAGAUGGAAGGCUCUCAGGUCAACACUUCUGGGAAGGGUUUAAUAUGUGACUGGCUUCCUGCUGUUGCUGCUGCGCUAACAUUAUUAUUGAAGGCCGUUGAUGCCACUUAUUUAUUUUCCCCCUCCCUCUUUUUCAAUCGUGACAUUUUAAGUUAUGAGAGCUGUGCAGCUGGUUAAGACAUGUCCGGACUUUAUUAUGUUAAGAACAAGUGCAACCUAACUUGAGAAGAAACAGACUUGACUUCUCAGACCUGAUGGAUCAGAUUAAAAGCUGAUUGAUCAAAAGGGCAGUGAUGAGGAAACCCUUUUGAAGAUCUGACUCUUCUUGGAAACAUUUUGAAACACCUGGAUGGGAUUCCAUCACCACAAGCAUCUUUUUAAACUUUUGCCUCGCUGUUCCUUUGUGCUAGCAACUUGCUGCUACUUGUGGGCUAGAGUCUGAAGCAAACUUUCAUUCCAACUGUUGACAUCCUGUCUUUCAUGAAGAAUGGAAAGGAAAACUGUCUCAGCUGAUAUUUUGCUGAGCGCAUCUAGGAACUUUGGUUUCCUUCUUGGGGAAAGAGAAAAAAGUUCACAACACAGCAAAAUGGGAUGCUUAAGAUUUGUGUUUAUUUGUCAUGCAAGAGAGAUAAUUAUUAUUCUGGGGGUGGGUGGAGGUUUUUUUUGUUUCUUCCUUGAGUUAGCUGCUGGCUGGCAAACUCUUAUUUGUAUAUUAUUUAAAAAUAAAAAGUCGUUAAACUCAGUGCUGUGAUAGGAAAAGCAGACACUAGAAGGAAAUGUAGCAAAUGUAACUAGGCUGUGUAGAAAAAUCACCUAUUUACAAUUACUCUUGUGUUUUUGUUUGGUGUUUAAGGGCACAUGCACACUGCAAACUUAGGCCCUAUCUGCACUACACAUUGAUACCACUUUAAUGGCUUCCCCGAAUGAAUCCCGGGAAUUGUAGUUUUCUGAAGUGUGCUGAGAGUUGUUUGGAGACCCCUAUUCCCCCCUCACAGAGCUACAUUUGCCGGAGUGGUUUAACUAUCAAUUCCUUUUCCCAGGGAACUCUGGGAACUGUAGCUCUGUGAGGGUCAGAGGGGUCUCUUAACAACUCUCAACCCCCUUCAGAAAACUACAGUUCCCAGGACUUUCUGGGGGAAGCUAUGACUGUUUAAAGUGGUAUCAUACUGCUUUAAAUGUAUAGUACAGAUGUGGCCUUAAAUCUGGUAUGAAAUCAAUUUAACUUUCUGGCUUUCUUCAAAGAGCCAUGCAAAUUGUAGUUCUGUGAAAAUAUUCAGGGGAGAAGCCUGUAGCACAGGGAUGGGGAACCCAUGUUCCUGCUGAUGUUGCAGAGAUGAUACAACUCCCAUCGUCUCUGACCACUGGCCAUGCCGGCUGGGGUUGAUAGAGUUGGAGUCCAACAACAUCUGGAGAGGCCACAGGUUCCCCACUCCUCUCUCACUUCAUAAAACGUUCCUCCUGAAGUUCCUUUCUGGGGGAGCCAAAACAUUUCAACCAGUUUGAGCCUGGCUUAAAUUUGUGACUAUCUUUUCUCCUCCUUUCCCCCCAGCCUACAGUAUUGGUUCAACAAUUAGACUUUUUUCCCUUCAGAAAUCUCAGCUCAGAAGACUGUAGGUAGAUUGAAUAUAAAAAUUAUCCCUUUAUUUAGUUGUGGGUUAAAAAAAAAAAAGUUUGGAAGUAACUGCUGUAGUUAUACUGAAAUUGUUAAAUCCUACAGUCAAAGGAAAGAUCCUCAAGUAAAGUACUACUGUGAAUUGAAAACAACUGGGUUUUUUUUCAUGAGUUUACAAGCAUUGUUUUGACUGUGAAAGAGGCCGUUUUGGUAGACAUCUUAAUGGAGGCUAUAGUACUCUGAAUGCUUAGCGUUGUACUUUGCCCCCUAGGAAAUUCUGGUAAAUGAAGCAAAACCCUUGAGCAUUUGGCAGCCUAACUCUGAAGGAGGUCUUUCAUUUGCCAAAUCAUAUUCUAAGCACAGGGACUUGUAUGUAAUCAGUGCCACCAUCCAAAAUU